ACCUGCAGGCAGCGCUGCGAGCGCUGCGGCGGGUGCGGGUUAGGGGCGCCAUGCCGAGCCGGCCCGAGGACUACGAGGUACUGCUCACCAUUGGCGCUGGCUCCUAUGGCAAGUGCCAGAAGGUGCGGCGCCGCGCAGACGCCAAGGUUUUGGUUUGGAAGGAGCUUGACUAUGGCUCCAUGACAGAAAUGGAGAAGCAGAUGCUGGUCUCGGAAGUGAAUCUGCUCCGUGAGCUGAAACACCCUAACAUUGUUCGGUAUUACGAUCGCAUUGUUGACAGGACCAACACAACACUGUACAUAGUGAUGGAAUAUUGUGAAGGUGGUGACCUUGCCAGCCUGAUUGCAAGAUGUACCAAGGAAAGAUACUAUUUGGAAGAAAAAUUUAUUCUCCGUGUGUUGACUCAGUUGACCCUGGCCUUGAAGGAAUGUCACAGACGAAGUGAUGGUGGGGUCACUGUAUUACACCGGGACCUCAAGCCAGCAAAUGUCUUUCUAGAUGGCAUGCAGAAUGUUAAACUUGGAGACUUUGGACUAGCUAGAAUAUUACACCAUGAUACAAGUUUUGCAAAAACAUUUGUUGGGACUCCAUAUUAUAUGUCUCCAGAACAAAUUAACCGCAUGUCAUACAAUGAAAAAUCUGACAUCUGGUCUCUAGGAUGCUUGCUGUAUGAAUUGUGUGCGCUCUCGCCUCCAUUUAUAGCUUACAACCAAAAGGAGUUGGCAGAGAAGAUCAGAGAAGGGAAGUUCAGGCGAAUACCAUAUCGUUAUUCGGAUCAAUUGAAUGACCUUCUUACAAAGAUGUUGAAUUUAAAGGAUUAUUGUCGACCCUCUGUUGAAGAAAUUCUACAGCAUCCCUUGAUAGCAGACUUUGUAGUAGAGGAGCAAAGAAAAAAUUCUGAGAAGAGAGGACGAAGGUCAGGAGAGCCAGAAAGGCUGCAGUAUUCAGGUGCUGCAGUGAAUGAGCUGAAACUGAAGGAACAACAGCUGCAGGAAAGAGAACGGGCCAUAAAAGAAAGAGAGCAACGACUGGAACAGAGGGAACGGGAGCUCUGUGUUCGUGAAAGACUGACAGAAGACAAGCUUGCUAGGGCUGAAAGCUUGUUGAAGAAUUACAAUUUCUUUAAAGAACAAAGGAUACUGGCAGGUGCAAUCAGUCCAGAUGAUGAAGUAAUGCUCCCACUUCCUGUAAGAAAGAAGAAAGUUCAUUUUGGCGUGGAAACGAAAGAGAAUAUUGUAGCUGAUGGUAACUUGGAGAACUAUCCUCUCUCGAAAGGAAAAUGUGCUGAGCUGAAAAAACGACUUUAUGCUGCCAAUCUGCGGGCUCAAGCUCUGUGUGAAUUGGAAAAAAAUUAUCAAUUAAAAAGCAGGCAGAUUCUGGGCAUGCGCUGAAAUAUGCAACACCAUGUAUAAUAUUUGACAUUCGGGAGUCGCCCACAUCUAACUAUGCUUAAUAUGUUCUUUUUUUUGUGAACCAAAGGCCAAAGCCUAUUUUGUUCUAGCAGACAAUCUUAAUUUAAAUACAAUUUUUAUUUUUUCUACAUGCAGUAGUGUUGACACUGUUUCCUGUAUUUUUAAUUGCCUAUGUUACUAUUCAUAAUAUGCAAGUAAUUGAAAGUACAGAUGCAUUAGUCUUGAAGUCAUCAUCAGCUAUGAAAAGACUUACAUGAUUUUUAAAUAAAUUAACUUCCAGUCUUAAAAAAAACAAUGCAUGAUAGGUUAAGAGAAUGAAGGAUAGGUCUAAAAAUAGAAAUUAGUUUAUCUAUUGUGCUGGAAAACUAAGUGAUAAUGUAUGUGAU
Messenger RNA from Gavialis gangeticus (Gharial), 1798 nucleotides. RefSeq names its product NIMA related kinase 2 (gene NEK2). The record is from RefSeq and is a predicted model, not a curated record. The transcript has 9 exons. Bases 51 to 1391 code for a protein of 446 amino acids. Gene Ontology annotation, biological process: protein phosphorylation. Lineage: Eukaryota; Metazoa; Chordata; Crocodylia; Gavialidae. Gene Ontology annotation, molecular function: ATP binding; protein kinase activity.